AUGAGGCUUUCAAUCGUUACUCUGGCCUGGGGCCUGCUUUCACUCGUUGCAGCACGUAGAAGCGCUCAGCACGUCGGCAAGAAGCUUCCGGAGGUCAAGAGGAACAUAGCAUCUCGAGCCCCUCGGGUCGCUGCGCAGCCCGAGAAGAGAGCAGUCCAUUCUUUCUUGACGAAUUCGACUAAAAAAUAUGCGGUCAAUGGCAGUGCCAUUCCCGAAGUUGACUUUGACAUUGGCGAGUCCUACGCCGGCCUCAUACCCAUCUCGAACGCGACAAAUGCAUCCGAGCUGUAUUUCUGGUUCUUCCCCUCGACAAACCCGGCUGCCAGCAAUGAGAUCCUAAUCUGGCUCAACGGAGGUCCUGGAUGCAGCUCGCUGGAAGGAUUGCUUCAAGAAAACGGGCCGUUCUUGUGGCAAUACGGGACAUUCAAACCGGUGCCGAAUCAGUGGGCGUGGACGAAUUUGACUAACGUAGUCUGGGUGGAACAACCGGUCGGCACUGGCUUUAGUCAAGGCACGCCUACAGCGACGUCGGAGGCAGACGUGGCUUCGCAGUUCCUGGGCUUCUUCAAAAAUUUUGUCGAUACAUUUGCCCUGCAAGGCUAUACCGUCUACAUCGCCGGCGAGUCGUACGCAGGCUACUAUGUCCCUUACAUCGCCGAUGCCAUGUUCAAUGCCAACGACACAGACUACUACAAUAUUAGCUCGAUCCUAAUCUACGACCCGAGUUUAAGCUACGAUGUUGUUCAGGAAUAUAUCCCGGUGACGGCGUUUGUGGACUUCUGGGGCCCCAUGCUCGACCUGAACGCCAGUUUCUUGGAACAGCUCCACAACAAGUCGGACGCGUGCGGCUACACGGCGUUUUUGGAUGAGUACCUGGCCUUUCCUCCCAAGGGACCUUUACCAACUCCGCCCAACGUCGAUCUCAGCGACGAAUCCUGCUACACGUUCGAUGACGUUUUUAACGCAGUAUCCCUGGUCAACCCGUGUUUUGAUAUCUACGAUAUCUCGACGACAUGCCCACUUUUGUGGGAUGUACUCGGCUUUCCUGGGUCGUUUGACUAUGUUCCCGAUGGCGCGUUCAUCUAUUUCAACCGCACCGACGUGCAAAAGGCGAUCAACGCUCCGGUGCAGGAAUGGGCGGAAUGCACCAACAACGACGUGUUCGUGAAUGGGACCGACAAUUCACUGCCAUCUACUCUGAGCGUGCUGCCGGGAGUCAUUGAACGGGCAGACCGGGUAAUCAUCGGCCACGGACUGGCUGACAUGAUUCUUAUCUGGAACGGGACUCUGCUGGCCACCCAGAACAUGACCUUCAAUGGUGGCCAGGGGUUCUCGGUGCCGCCGUCAGACUGGGCCGAGUUCUAUGUUCCUUAUCACACCGAGUACGAGAAUCAGUUGGGGACCCUUGCCGGAGCGGGGGUCAUGGGCCAGUAUCACACCGAACGAGGCUUGACUCUGGUCACGGUUGACCUUUCUGGCCAUAUGGUGCCUCAAUAUGCGCCAUCGGCCGCGUAUCGGCAGCUUGAGUUCCUGCUGGGGCGAAUACCGAGUUUGGGAACUGUUGGGCCAUUCACGACGUUACCGGAUGACAGUUAUUAG
Messenger RNA from Capronia epimyces CBS 606.96, 1599 nucleotides. Its product is annotated as carboxypeptidase D. Bases 1 to 1599 code for a protein of 532 amino acids. Gene Ontology annotation, molecular function: serine-type carboxypeptidase activity. The transcript has 4 exons. Gene Ontology annotation, biological process: proteolysis. Lineage: Eukaryota; Fungi; Ascomycota; Eurotiomycetes; Chaetothyriales; Herpotrichiellaceae. The record is from RefSeq and is a predicted model, not a curated record.